CCUGCAGGACAAGCAUAUGCCAGGAAACAAUUAUAACUGCAAUCCUUCCACACCCAGAAGUAGAUUGGAAAGGCUUCUCAGGGAAAGAGAGCUAAGGAGAUCAAACCGUGUUUUGCAUCCAACUGAAGAUGGAAACAGACAGGCAGAACUCUUAGGGAAUGAUAAUUUUUUGACUGAGGGUGAAAAUUUUGGUCUAUCUAGUGAGGAAGAUUUUCCGGAAGGGGUUGCUGCGGCAAAAGCUUUUGCCGAUGGAUGUGAAUGGAAAGAGGGACGGACUCCUAAGCAACGUUUAUUGGUGGUGGCUAACAGGUUACCUGUCUCUGCAGUUAGGAAGGGUGAGGACUCAUGGCAGCUUGAGAUGAGUGUAGGUGGGCUAGUCAGUGCACUUUUAGGCGUGAAGGAGUUUGAUGCAAGAUGGAUUGGUUGGGCUGGUGUAAAUGUACCUGAUAGUGUUGGACAAAAAGCACUGACUAAAGCUUUAGCUGAAAAGGUUCAAAACUCUUGAUCUCCUCUUGAAAUUUUCAUAGAAUUCAAGCUAAUAAGCUGGCCAUCUAUAAUGUCACCUCUGUCUCCUUCCCACGUACCUCAAAACACGGACACACUGGCAUGUGAAGUGCACACACA
Molecule: messenger RNA, 624 nt
Organism: Prunus avium (sweet cherry)
Lineage: Eukaryota; Viridiplantae; Streptophyta; Magnoliopsida; Rosales; Rosaceae
Source: RefSeq, a predicted model, not a curated record